Messenger RNA from Penicillium riverlandense, 2058 nucleotides. RefSeq lists its product as uncharacterized. Bases 1 to 2058 code for a protein of 685 amino acids. The record is from RefSeq and is a predicted model, not a curated record. The transcript is spliced from 2 exons. Lineage: Eukaryota; Fungi; Ascomycota; Eurotiomycetes; Eurotiales; Aspergillaceae.
AUGACCCAUGAAUCUAUGAUCCCGGGUGACUUGUCUGGUCCUCGGUACGACCUGUUCGCCCUGUCCCCCGAACCGGCCCGGGUCCUGUCAGACAGCUCGGCGUACUCGCUUACUGUGCCAUCACCAACCCAGACGUCAACCAGUGGCCACACACAACAAGUUGUGGAGGACCCUUCAUCAAGCCUGUCACUUGGUCAUGUAUCCGAAGACCCAACCGGGUCUCCCAUCCAUAUUGAACCCACACACAAUGAAAUUGCCCAUUUCCAAGGACUACCUUAUUACUCUGAACCUAGCCUGGACGGUCUGGUGCAGGAUUAUCCCUUGCAAAUGUAUGGAGUCUUCGAACCGCAGCAUGACACAUUUUCCCGCGACAGCCAGACUUCAAAUUUCCCAAACCUGAAUGCACCGACAGUUCAAGACAUGGCGGCCUCUCUGACGACACUAUGUUCGCCCAGGUUAGCAGUAUCUAUGCCCGAUCCCAUACACCGACCGUAUACGUGGCCCAUGAGCUCCCAGGAUACUUGGAACUGCACCGUCACCGAUUACAACUAUGCCCAACAUGCGUUUAGGAGUAGCACAGGAGGGGCGCAGGAGGCUUCCCCUCCCGCCGGCUCUAGUUUGCAUGUCAUCUUCGAGGACCCGCGAGAGAACCCGCGCGGCCAUCGUGAAAGGCGGAUCCGAUCCAAGAUUGAUGUAGAGAAGCAGAAAGAGAACACUCGUUUGCUCAAAAUGUUUGGCGGUGCCUGUCUUUGGUGUUAUCGGAGCAAGAAGAGAUGCCAGCCUGCCGAUACCUGUCGCUCUUGCGUGUUAAACCUGCGCAAGUGUAUUCGAGAGUCUUCGCAGCUGUCCCUGUUUGGUCCUACCGUGGAGCUUUCUGCGGACGACGGUCUCGCCGCUUUCUUGCUAAGCCCGCCUUCCCGUGAAGCGCUCACCACGUUGGGGUUUCUGAGCAACAAAAUCCUCAAAAGAGAGCCAGGACUGCGGGUGGUGAUCAACCUCCGCCAAACCGGUGAUGGGCAGAUUCAAACGUGGGCGAUCGACCUGCGCGAAGCCCAAACGGCCGUCUCCAGUGCGUGGGGGCAUCCUGCUGCUGGGUUUAUUGCCGAAGCACACAAGUAUGUCUGGUGCGCUGAGCUGGUCAAGCUCGAAAAGGCCUACCAUCUGCACCCGCUCGUGCAAUCCGCCAUCGCCAUGGCGAGAAUGUUCAUGACCCUUCGUUGUCUCGGGCAAACCAACGUUCAUGUCAGCCACUUUGAUAUUGACAUUGCACGUCUGACGUUGUUCUAUGUGCUGGUUGUCUGCUCGCGGGACCUAGCAGAGAAGUCCGAGCGCUUCGCUGGGAUCCUCUGCGAGAUAUUGCGUGGAAAGGACCUGCAUCAUGAGUCUGGCUCUGGAAAGGAGGAAGAGACGUACGCUGUGAGCCCGAUCUGGGCCGCCACCGCGCUCUACUAUCGGGUUGUCAGCGGGCUACUGGACCUUCACACCUGCCUGUCCAUCGCACCGAUCUUCAAUUCCUUCGCUUCGCACCUGGAUGGUGUUCACAGUAGCCUGUGGAGCAUUCUGAAAUGGAUUUCACCCUCCCAAGAACCUUGCAGCAAGGACUCCUUGACUGCUGUGCUCAAUGAUGAGAUCCCCGUCCUGCCGUCUCGCGAAUACUUCGACAUCGCUCUCUGGCUAGGACCAUCCAGCCUCGAGCCUUUCGAGCCCGUGGUCUUCAGACGACACGCAGAUCCUUUCUCGGAGACAUCCCAUGCCAUGGAAUCCUUUCUGGACGAAGCGUUCACCCGUCCCCCGGUUCACCUCCGGCCCAGUCCCGAUAACCCGGCAUCUCCACGCAAAGCCAAGCCCGCGGAGACAAACAUGCCCGACGAUGCUUCGGCGAACAAACCCCCGAGGAUGAUCUCCCCGGUGCGCAGCGAAGAUUUCGACCCGACGAACCCAGACACUUGGCCCAGCCAUGAGGAGUCGAUGACCCUGAUUGACGAGUUCUUUGGUGCGACCACCCCGAAGCCGGAAACGAGCAGCGCGACGAUUCCAACCAAAACGGUGUUUAGAUGA